This is a messenger RNA of Protopolystoma xenopodis, 1116 nucleotides long. The record is from the annotation of a GenBank genome assembly. NCBI's taxonomy places the organism in Eukaryota, Metazoa, Platyhelminthes, Monogenea, Polystomatidea, Polystomatidae.
AUGGACCUAAUAUUGCCAUGCGAUUUCACACAACCUUGCCUUCUUAAAAAGUAUUCUCAUCCCGUUGCGAACUUGUCCGAGUCUCAUCAGCAUCCCCAGCGGGAAUCGAACUCGGUGUGUGUUGGUGCAGCGUAUAGUCUCGACAAAUUAACCACUCUACCCGACUGUCACGAGUGCCCUCCAGUCACUGGGCCGGCUUCCGCCGACUCUCUUUCGCUCCUGCUGCCCAGCAGAGAGAACGCCACCGUUCACAGUCUCAUCCGAGGCCGCGGAGUCUCGGCUCCUGCCUCGACGACGCCGGUUGCGUCGCCGGCCUGUGCUCCGACCGGACUCUGUUGCCCGUUGGGCGCCGGCCAGACGACCUGUCUCUUCGACGCCUGGCAGACCGGCUGGUCGGCCGACCGGCCACCCGACGGCGGUCCGCCCAGUUUGCCCAAACCCGUUCAGUUCAACCAAAGCGUCAGUCCGACCUUCGGUCGUGGAACGUCUUCACCGGCAUCGCCAGCCUCGUCCGCCUCUUCGGCUGCUCCUCACGGCUUUGGCCGAUGUCUUCUUCCCUCCACGGCCUGCUCGGCGACUUGCCAACCGGGCCGCCGGUCACCGACGCCUUCGGGUCAUUCUCAGACCGCUUUGCCGACCCCUCUCGAGGACCAAACGACCGCGGCGCCAGACUCGGUCUGGUGGACUGGCUCCGCGACGCACAUGCCGCCAGGACGGGUCGUCUGGAGGCCGGCAAAUGUCGGCUCGGAGGGCGCCUCGUCGUCGCCACGACGCAGGAGACCGGCUCGUCUCUUCUGUCGAGUCGUGGAGCCGGGUCUGUUGGCUGCUUCGGAGACAGGCAUCCGCGCAACCGGAGCCUGGACGCCGGUUGCAGAGGCAGCACGAGGCAGUGGCGGCGCUGCAGUCGGCAGACUUCGCCUCAGUCGCAGUUAUGUGUGCACUUUGUGCUCAAAGUGUUUCACCUCCAACUCAGGCCUCAAACAACACAUGCACAUUCAUGCCUCCUUCAAGCCUUUCCGAUGUCAGGUGGGUUGGCUGAACGUCGGCAAGUUGGCAGUUUUUAAGGCACAAUUUUAUAUCAUACACAUUCAGCCCAUUUCAUUUCAGAAGUGGUAA